AAUUCCUCAGCCAACAUGGCACAAGUCUUAAAGUUGCCAAGGUUGAACCCCUCUGACUUGAACCAAAGUAACUGUACUUACAAACAUGGUCUGCCUAUGUCAGUGUGAGCCAUUUAUAGCUUUGUGAAGCAAAAACAUGAAUGGCUCUUUAAAACUGUGCACUGUGUUUAGCUUUAAUACGUUUAGUUCUAUCUAACGUGCACACAUGUUAACACAUACAGUGCGGCUAUAGUAUUGUUAUUUAUCCUUUUUUUUUCUCUUCUUCACUUCACACCCAUUACUGGUGUUCUUACUACUACCGUAUUAUUCUCUCUGUUGCUUUGCAAGUAGACCGAAUGGUUCCGUACCCGGAGACAAAUUCUUUAUGUGUCUAAUCACGUUGGCCCAAAUGAAGUACUCAAUUCAAAUCAAUUCAAUUCAACGAUAGCAGCUUUUCAACCCAUUUGAUUUCUGGUGUGAUUUAAUCAUUCAGGGCAGCAAAGAUGAGUAACCAACGCUUUUGCGUGUCUCUUUGUGUUCUGCUCCUUUCAGAUCGCGAGAAGAGUGAUAACUUUGCCGAGAAGAGGCCUCUCCUUGCUCUGUGCAAAAGCAUCGGAUCUUCUGGGACCAGCCCUCCUUACUGCUGCGUAGAUCUCCAUUCUUUGAGAACAGGGGAGGUGGUCAAAUCCGUCCAGUUCAAAACACCGAUUUAUGAUCUCCACUGCAACGGAAGGAUUCUUGUCGUCGUCUUGCAAGAGAAGAUUGCUGCCUUUGACAGCUGCACUUUCACUAAAAAAUUCUUUGUCACAAGUUGCUAUCCUUGUCCAGGGCCAAAUAUGAACCCCAUAGCUCUAGGAAGCCGGUGGCUGGCCUAUGCGGAAAACAAGCUGAUUCGGUGCCAUCAGUCCCGGGGUGGAGCUUGCGGAGAUAACAUUCAGUCCUACACCGCCACAGUCAUCAGCGCAGCCAAAACCAUCAAAACUGGGCUCACCAUGGUUGGAAAAGUGGUAACCCAGCUGACGGGCACUUCGCCGUCAGGAACGGUGGAAGAAGAAAUCGUAGCGCACAGCAAUAGCCGACGCAGUCCCUUGAUCCCCGGAAUUGUCACUGUUAUUGAUACCGAGAUGGUUGGAGAAGGACAGGUCCUGGUGAGUGAGGACUCCGAUAGUGACGGCGUCGUAGCGCACUUCCCUGCCCACGAGAAGCCCAUCUGCUGCAUGGCUUUCAACCCCAGCGUUUCCUGUUGAGGAGGCUUCUGAGUGAGGACGUAUGGCAGGUUGGACGCCCCUGCCAGCGUCUCAGCGAGCAGGGACAGCAUCGUGGUAAAGACUGGCAGCCAAGCAGAAUGUUCUGCCUGAUGAAAUUCUCUCUCUGGAGCAGGAGAGAUUGGGAGAUUGCCCACUCGUGCUCUAGAUAGCUGUGCUUGUGAAGUGACCACAGGGAUUGAGUUUCUUGUAGUCGCUUGUGGGUUGAGUGGCAUGGGAACUGAGGGAUUACCAUCACACUCAAAACCACUAGGCCGCCUUUAUGGACAUUUGAACCAAUUAUUUUACACAAUUAAUUUACUACCUAGGAGAGAUCUUCCGACAGGCAGGAAAGAACACUUGGUAAGUCGCCUAUUUUUUGGGAAUUGAGAAAAGAAAAUAUUAUCUUAAAGGAUUUUGACUUAAAAGCAAAAAAAAAGCUUAGAUGUAGGAGAUGACCAGGCUGAGCCCAAGGGAGGGGUCAAAGUCACUUCACUAACUCCAGCCCUCCUUGAAUUUUGUUGAUCCUUAUAUAUCACCAAUUUGCUUUGACUGUUAAUAGUUCAAAUUCUUGUAGACAGCUUAAGCUUCCGAUCAAUUUGUAUUCAUUUGAACUGCCCUGACUCCUGGUUCCCUUGACAUUAACAGGAUUGUGAUUUAAGAAAGUGUUAAACAUAUAAAGGGACAAUAAUUCUUAGAAAACAGAAUGAUUUUUUUUCCUUUGAUAAAAAUACCUUUGAAAAUAAUAAAAUUAACUUGACAAACAGGCUGGACCUUCAUGAGAAUGCUGACUAUUAUUAAGAAAAAUAGAUGAUUGAUGGAUUUAAUAAUAAUAAUAAUAAUAAUAAUAAUAAUAAUUUGGAAGGGACCUUGGAGGUCAUCUAGUCCAAUCCCUGCUCAGGCAGGAAACCCUAUACCAUU
Crotalus tigris (Tiger rattlesnake) is the source of this 2144-nucleotide messenger RNA. Its product is annotated as breast carcinoma-amplified sequence 3-like. The record is from RefSeq and is a predicted model, not a curated record. The transcript is spliced from 8 exons. Lineage: Eukaryota; Metazoa; Chordata; Lepidosauria; Squamata; Viperidae. Gene Ontology annotation, biological process: autophagy; response to starvation. Gene Ontology annotation, cellular component: cytoplasm. The coding region runs from base 483 to 1226 and encodes 247 amino acids.